CUCCCCGCUCGACGUCGUGGACCAGUACACACAGCUCAUCGGCCGCCCUGCCCCCAUGCCCUACUGGUCAUUCGGGUUCCACCAGUCUAGGUAUGGCUACAAGAACGUGGCUGAUCUGGAUGGCGUGGUCGCCGGCUACGCCAAGGCCAGGAUCCCACUGGAGGCGAUCUGGUCGGACAUCGACUACAUGGACGGUUACCAGGACUUCACGCUGGAUCCGGUGAACUACCCGUCCAAGCAGCUCCGGCCAUUCGUGGACCGGCUCCACAACAAUGGCCAGAAAUACGUGGUCACCGUACACCCGGCUAUCAAACGGCAAGCAGCACCUCACGAGGACUUGUUCCUCAAGCGAAACGGCGCCAACCUGGUAGGCGAGGCGUGGCCAGGCGAGGUCUACUUCCUGGACUUCAUGAGCCCACGUAGCACCCAGUACUGGGCACGAAAGAUCUCUGAGUUUCGGCGGACCAUCCCUGUGGAUGGGCUCUGGUGCGACAUUAACGAGCCCUCCAACUUCAAGCAGUGGCAGCCUCUCAAUCAGUUGGACGACCCGCCCUACCGCAUCAACAACUCCGGCUUCCACCUUCCCAUCAACUACAGGACUGUGCCGGUCUCAACGGUGCACUACAACGGCGUGUCCGAGUACGACGCGCACAAUCUCUUCGGCCUCCUCCAGGCGCAGGCCACGCACGCCGGGCUGCUCAGGGACACCACACGCCGCCCCUUCGUGCUCAGCCGCUCUACCUUUGUCGGCUCCGGCCGUUACGCCGCGCACUGGGCCGGCAACAAUGUCGCGCGGUGGGACGAGCUUGCGCAAUCCAUCAACACCAUCCUCAACUUUGGCCUUUUCGGCAUCCCAAUGAUGGGCGCCGACACCUGUGGCUUCAACGGCAACACCACCCAGGAGCUCUGCAGCCGCUGGAUUCAGCUUGGCGCAUUCUACCCGUUCGCCAGGGCCCACGCAGAGAAGACAACCCUCCGGCGAGAGCUCUAUGUGUGGGAGCCGACGGCACGGUCGGCGAGGAAAGCGUUGGGGAUGCGCUAUCGGCUACUGCCCUACAUGUACACGCUAAUGUACGAGGCGCACAUGACGGGGGCGCCCAUCGCGCGGCCACUCUUCUUCUCCUACCCGCAGGAUGCCGACACCUAUGGCGUGGACAGGCAGUUCAUGCUAGGCCGCGGCGUGCUUGUCUCUCCGGUGCUACAGCCCGGCGCCACCACCGUGGACGCCUAUUUCCCGGCCGGCCGGUGGUUCAGUCUUUACGACUACUCCCUCGCCUACACCAUGAAGGUCGGCAAGCGCGUGACCCUCCCGGCGCCAGCGGACUUGGCAAACGCGCACCUGGCCGGCGGCAACAUCCUACUACUGCAGCAUGCCGACCUCACCACGUCCGCUGCACGCCAAAGCGAGUUCCACCUCCUUGUGGCGCUCGCGGAGAAUGGGACGGCCAGUGGGGAGCUGUUCUUGGAUGACGGCGACUCGCCGGAGAUGGGCGCUGUGGGAGGCAGUUGGACCCUGGUGAGAUUCAGCUGCGACAGGGAGGAAAGCAAAGGCAUGGUCACCACCAAGGUGAGUUCACAUGUGGUUCAGAACUCAUACGCGCCGAGUCGGGCGCAGGUCAUCGGCAAGGUGGUCUUCAUGGGGCUGCCGUCCGCACCAAAGAGCUUCGCUAUCUAUGUAAACAGCGUGCAGCUCAAGGCAGCCCGCACCAAGUCCCGGACGAGUGGAGUCUUCAGCGUCAGUGGCCUGUCGCUGGCAAUCGGACAGAAGUUUGAGAUAAAGCUUGUCAUGUCCCAUUAG
This is a messenger RNA of Triticum dicoccoides, 1798 nucleotides long. RefSeq names its product probable alpha-glucosidase Os06g0675700. The transcript has 2 exons. Bases 56 to 1798 code for a protein of 580 amino acids. Gene Ontology annotation, biological process: carbohydrate metabolic process. NCBI's taxonomy places the organism in Eukaryota, Viridiplantae, Streptophyta, Magnoliopsida, Poales, Poaceae. The record is from RefSeq and is a predicted model, not a curated record. Gene Ontology annotation, molecular function: hydrolase activity, hydrolyzing O-glycosyl compounds.